Danaus chrysippus (African queen) is the source of this 279-nucleotide messenger RNA. The record is from the annotation of a GenBank genome assembly. Lineage: Eukaryota; Metazoa; Arthropoda; Insecta; Lepidoptera; Nymphalidae.
UUGGUCGAUCAGUUGGUCGAUCAGUUGGUCGAUCAGUUGGUCGAUCAGUUGGACGAUCAGUUGGUCGACCAGUUGGUCGACCAGUUGGACGAUCAGUUGGUCGACCAGUUGGUCGAUCAGUUGGACGAUCAGUUGGUCAAUCAGUUGGUCGAUCAGUUGGUCGAUCAGUUGGUCGAUCAGUUGGUCGAUCAGUUGGUCGAUCAGUUGGUCGACCAGUUGGUCGAUCAGUUGGUCGACCAGUUGGUCGAUCAGUUGGUCGACCAGUUGGACGAUACUUAA